Messenger RNA from Diutina rugosa, 1776 nucleotides. RefSeq lists its product as uncharacterized. Gene Ontology annotation, molecular function: protein binding. The record is from RefSeq and is a predicted model, not a curated record. The coding region runs from base 1 to 1776 and encodes 591 amino acids. The transcript has a single exon. Lineage: Eukaryota; Fungi; Ascomycota; Pichiomycetes; Serinales; Debaryomycetaceae.
AUGAGACUACCUUGGCUAUUGGCUGUGGCGACGGCCUGGCUGACACUUUAUUCCUAUAACGCGGGGAAAGCGUACCUUGAGCUUACGUCUCACGAAGUUGUCAAGCUUGAUUUCGACGUCCUGGGCAAGUUUGAGAAAGAUUCCAGUUACAACACCGGCGAUGCCAUCAAACCAAUCGCCCAAGCACCAGCUAACGGAACCUACUUUGUCUUGGGUGACGCUCUCCACACGCUUUAUGGUGAUACGAACGGGAUGUUGGCGGUGGCUCGCUACGACGACAACAACGAUGAGUGGAGUGUAAUCAAGGAUAUCGAUGCCUCCCACAUCUCCGACACUCGGUACUUUGCAAAUUGCUCUGUGCUUACGGUACCAUCCGAUAACCAAACAACCUAUAUUUAUGGAGGUGACAUGCCCAAUAGCGGUGUGCUGGACCGCUUGCUCUCGCUAGACUUCCAGGAUCUUAAGUUCAGCAAUAUAUCGACUGCCACCCAGCCCCAACCAUUUCUGGGUGCCGCCCAAGUGUUGGCACCCAAUCCACAAACAAAUCUUGUCAUUGGUGGUGAGCUGACUCAGGGGUGGCUCAACAUGUACCAGAUUGCUACCUGGGAUUUCCUGGCUGGUUGGCUGUUCCGCCAGGUUGAACUGCUGAAUUCUACAAUCGAGCUGAGACGAGGGGCUCUUGCUCUUCCGGUUUUUGGCAAAGUGGACCCUCGCAAUGUUCUGACUGAUUUACAGAUUCUGCAAGUAGUAUUGUUAGGUGGUGACAUUGCCAAUCGCCCAGCUAAACCUUCGGUCGCUCGCCUUCAACUUGAUCAAAAUUUAUGGCAAUGGAACACUUAUGAAGAGGACAUUCUGGAGUUUGUCGGAGCUGCUACAAUUUUCAAUACCCUUGUAACGGUAAAUGAUACCGCGCUGGGGUACAAGCUUCAUCUCUACGAUGCCGUUAGUUUAAAACUGGUGUCUAGUGUGAAGGACAACUUUCACGACAAAGUCGAUGACGCUUCUAAGGCCCAGAAGAAGGUGCUGACCCAAACCAAGGCCAUCUUGGGCACUGUGGUUCCCAUUGCGGCUCUUCUGUUGAUGGGUAUUGCGGGCAUGGUGAUUUAUCGCCAUCAUCGCAAACACAAGGACUCUCAAAAGUUGGAAAAUGAUGUUGACAGCUACGACUUCGAUUACUAUGAUAAACCUGAAAAUCCUUUUAUUCUCGAGCGCCAUCUUACGCAACUGACACUUGGUGAAGGCAACGAUGAUGCUCUGUUCUCUCUGUGGAUGCGUAAGCGUCAGCAGUACGAGGCACUUCAACAGGGCCAAAACCAGAACGGUAAACUCCGAAAUCUGUAUUUGGCGAGCAAUGACACUUUGGGAGCUUCGGAUGAUGAAGCUGAACUGCUAACCAAACCGAGCCCCGCGAUUAUCCAUAAACCCCCACGCCCUCUACGCAAACUGUUCCUGUUUGUUGAAAGCAAACCCGAUGUGCUUAAUCGUAAGCAACUCACAGGACCUAGCAAGGAGCUGCUUCAAUCCGACGAUUAUGUGGAUGCGCAAGUAUUAGUGAGUUCGAAGCGAAGACUGGUCUUGCGGGUGAUGAAUCCCGACGACGCUAGCGACGUAAACAGUGCUUCAAAACUCAGUUACGUGCCUGAAAUUGAUUUGAGUGAGGAAGAACUGUUGUUGACGGCCCUGGUGGUCGAUGAUGAAAGCACGUUCUCUAAGACUCCAUCCAAAUCGAUUAGACAACGAAUUCCUCUGGGCAGGCCCCUUGAUGACGAUAAUUAG